CUCAUCUCUCAUUCUUGACAUUAAUGCCGAACUGAAACAAUCCUCUCUGCUCAACCUCCACGUCGAUCUCAAACUCCACACCAAUCUCAAACUUCAAGUCGAUCAAGGUCGAGUCUACAACUGUCAGUGUAUGGGCCUUGUUGAUCCACCUCCGAUUUGGUAAACCAAGUGAAAAAGCGAAGAAGAUUGUUGAAUCGAAUGAAGAAGAUAAGAAGAUGGUUUUGGGUGUGGGGUGGAACUGUUCGACAAUUGUUAUCUACUGUGGUUUCUCUUUUUUCAUGGUCUCAAAUCUGUAUAGGGAGAUUUAGGGUAGUUUAAUGGAUUGCUUGAUUUGAGUUGGUUAAUUUUGUGGAAAUGAUAAUGCCGAUUUAGGUUAUUUGUGUUAGGUUUGAGUUGAGAAGAUAGAUGAGGCGCUAGGUCUGGAUCCGUGUGGAGGUUGAGAUCGACGUGGAGUUGCAAAGGAAUUGAUUAGGUUAACCUCGGUUAAGAGAGGGGAGGGAACUAUGAUUGAGAGAUAAAGUUGAAGUGGACCCAUUUCUUUCCAAGUCAGCAUGCCAGCUAUGCACUGGGAUAAACUGGGACUGAUUUUAUUGGGAUCCGUAGAGUUAUUGUUUUACAGGUAGUGUCAGACAGACACACACAGUGGAAUUAUUAAGGCCAAUAAUUGGUCCAAGACAGUUGAACUAGCUGACUAGAGAAGCCUACUAAGCCCAAUUUCAUUGAUCGAAGUCCAAACUCCAAAUUGGGGUACCCGUUCAAUGGAGGCCUUUUUCGGCCCAAUUUGCAUCUCCUUCUCCUUAGUCCUUCCUCUCCGUCUGCUUCAAAAUUGCCGUCGCUUGACAAGCUAUGACUCUCAGAUCUGAAUAACACGUAAAAUGGAACAAAAACAGGCUGUUAAAUCAGAAAUAUCAUCAUCAGAGGCAGUCUUACUUGGAGCGCUAGCUCCUGGUGUUAACGGUCCCACAUGGAACACGCUAAGAUCGACGUUUCUGAUGCUGGGUAUGUGUCUUGCUGUUAUGCUGGGUUUGGCGUUCUCUGCCAGCGACUCGUCAUUGAUGCUUCAUGUUACCUUUCUUGUUGUAAUCGCUGCCUCCCUCUUUGCGCUUCUAAAUUGGUUUCUCGCACAGACUGGUCUGGUUUCAGUUGAGCAUCAACUGAAGGAGAUGGACUUAUUACCUAAUGACCACCAAAGUUAACUGGGAAGAGAGGAGCUUCUAAAUCAUCUGUAUCCAUAUUCAGUUGCUAGCAGAAGGGAUCAUCACUAAAAGGGAAGACCUGUAAGAGCGCCUACAUUAUGGCAGUUUAUACAAGAGCAUUAAUACACUGUGAUCCAAACAUACCUGAAGAAAUGAGAAGAAAAUCUAGGAAGAAUGAUGAACAGAUUAUUGAAGCUCCUCUAUUCUUUUUGGUCUGUUCCUGGCAAACAUGGUUGUUUCUCAUUCACUCUUUGCAUCCUUCACUUUAUGUUCGCUCUUUUUGGACUUGAUGAAGCAGAAACAUGAACACCACGGCAACUGCAACAAGAAUUUCAUCUGCACUAUGUCCGAUGAUUUUGAAUGUGCAAAACUGGAUGUGUUCAGAUGUCCCUUUAAUUACGUAUAUAUAAAGCCACUGCCCCUUAUUUUAUUAUCUGAUAGUUCCUUCCCUCUCU
This is a messenger RNA of Tripterygium wilfordii, 1651 nucleotides long. RefSeq lists its product as uncharacterized. The record is from RefSeq and is a predicted model, not a curated record. The transcript has 3 exons. Lineage: Eukaryota; Viridiplantae; Streptophyta; Magnoliopsida; Celastrales; Celastraceae. The coding region runs from base 876 to 1196 and encodes 106 amino acids.